This is a messenger RNA of Durio zibethinus, 4217 nucleotides long. RefSeq lists its product as uncharacterized. Lineage: Eukaryota; Viridiplantae; Streptophyta; Magnoliopsida; Malvales; Malvaceae. The record is from RefSeq and is a predicted model, not a curated record.
UCCUCUCUUUCUUUAGUUUCGGCCACAUUUUUCAUUUUUGCCAAUAUUAUUAUCCCCGAAUAAUGCAUUAAUUUCUCUCAUUGUUUUGUGGCCAGACCCCACCACAAUGACUACCUUUUUCUGAUGAAUUCUAGCCUUUACGUGUUUGAGAAUUCAUUCUGGACUGUAUAGUCUCCAGUGAAAUGGGUUUCUUCAAGGUGUCAUUUGUGGUUUUGGUUUAUUUGGUCUUUUCAGUUUUGUGUUUCAAAGGGAAUUGUGAUGGUUCAGAGUUCUCAGUGAAGUUCUUAAAGGCUCCUCGUGCAUUUUCUCACCUGAAUUCAGCCAAAUUUGUCUUUGAAGUCCUGGAAGCUGGCAAUGGCACUUGCUCAGACUGUAGCAUCUCUUGCAAGCUGGAUUAUGGCUCUGCUUCAGACUGUGGAGCUAGAAGGAUUUUGUACUCAGGCUUGCAGGACGGAAACCACUCAUUUGUGGUCUGCAUCAAUGGCUUUAAAGGAGCUAGCUGCAGUAGCUAUAAUUGGACUGUUGACACGGUCCCUCCCACAGCAUAUGUAACCUCAUCUAUGCCUUUCACAAAUGCUCUAAAUGUUUCUGUAAAUAUUUCUUUCACUGAAUCUUGUUCUGGUGGAGGAGGUUUCAGAUGUUCAUCUGUAAAUGAUUGCAAUUUGCUUGUUUAUGGUGCUGGCAAAGUUGUACCAUCAUCACUCAUCAUUCUGGAGCCAAACCUCAAGUAUUCGCUUUUUGUGGGCAUAUCAUCUGCUAGUCAGUAUGGACGAUUGGUAUUGGUAAUGGAUAGGAAUUUUUGUACUGAUGCUGCUGGGAACACUUUUACUCGAUCAGCAAAUUCAAGUUUCUACGUGCAUUUUGAUAGAAGAAGUGUAUAUGUUAACCUGAGGGCUCAUGCUCCUGAGAAAUUGCUUCAACUAAACAGCGAAAUUAGAACAGUGCAGGCAACUAAUAAUUAUGAUAACCUAAAGGUGUACCUAUACUUCUCAGCGCCUAUUCUCAAUUCAUCAGCAGAGAUUCUAAGUUCUCUGAACAUAAGUCAGGGUACACUUCUUCCUAUUAGUGGAGAACAUCAUGGGAAUCGCAGAUUCGGCUUUCUGGUUGCUAAUAUAUCUAAUAUUGCUAUAAUAACAAUAAGCCUCAAUCCAAACUCUACAAUAAGCAGACAGGGGACUCUGGUUUCUCCAGUUGCACCAGUUACUUUCCUUUAUGAUUCUCAGAGGACUGCAGUGAGAUUAAGCACAACAUCUCAUAUGAGGACAAGAGAAUACGAUAUCCCAAUUUCGAUAAAGUUCAUGGAGCCUGUUUUUGGUUUUAAUUCAUCUUUGAUAUCCAUCUCAGGAGGGCGUCUGCAGAGCUUCCAUGAAAUUAGUAGAAGCAUAUAUGCUGCAGAAAUACGAGCAGAUGAUGAUGUUGUUUCUGUCAGUGUCCCUGAAAAUGUAACCGGGGAUGUUGCAGGAAAUAAAAAUUUGGCAUCUAAUGUUCUUCGAGUGAGACACUAUACUAUACCUCUAAUUUCUUCUGUGAUUUCCGUCUUUGCAACUGCUGCUUUUUUGUUGACUUGUUUUACUGCGGGGCUUCUCACCAUGUCAACUGCAAGCCUUCAAUCUGUCGGGGCAUUUUCAAGACCAUCUUCAUCUUUGUCAUCUGACCCUGCAAGGAUUCUUUUUAGAAGCGCAUGCCACAUUCAGGUUUUUGCGCUGUCUAGGUGGUUAGCAGUAAUCUUGCCAGUGGAGUAUUAUGAAUUUGCAAGGAGGUUAGAGUGGAGCAUUCCUUAUUUUAGUCUCCCAUGGGAAACUGGGCAUGAUCAACCACUCAUGAUGGGUUUGAGCCCCAGCGACAGUUCAAAUUCUUUCCUUUCCCGAGCAUAUGAUAGGGAAAUCUCCCAUAGUGUUCAACCAAAAGAAGUGAACUUCAAAAUAGCUGCUGCAGUAUAUGGUUCACCACUUACUCCAAUAGAGUACAGAUCAUUUUUUGAGAGCCAAAGCAUUAAACCACAAGCAGAAUAUAUUUUGGAUAAGCUCCAUUCAAGUGGGUGGAGGGACUUUGAUAGAAGCUUGUUCUGGUUAGCAGUUAUUGGUGGCAGUUUGAUACUGUUGCAUGCUUUUCUCUUUUUCAUUCUCAAGUUCAAGAAGAGAGAUUCUGAAAAGAAGGGGAGUUAUGGAGCACUCAUAUUUCCCAGAUUUGAGAUAUUUCUCGUAAUUCUUGCACUACCUUGUAUCUGCCAGGCUUCUGCUGCUCUAGUUGGAGGUGGAACGCCAUCAGGAGUUGUAGUUGGCAUUAUGGUGCUGGGUGUUGUGGCUUUCGUACUGCUGUCAUUGCUGUUGUUCCUAUCUGUUGGAAUUACAGUUGGAAAGCUGCUUCAAUACAAGGAAGUCCAUCGAGAAGGCCAGCAGUUUCACUGGUAUCAAGAUAUCAUCCGAAUGACUCUUGGUCCUGGUAAAAGAGGCCAGUGGACUUGGAAAAAUGAAGCUAACUCUGUUUACCUAACCAUGUUAGGCCCUUUAUUCGAAGAUUUAAGAGGUCCUCCAAAAUAUAUAGUCUCACAGAUAUCUGGUGGUGGCAAUCCCAGCAGGCAAGGUGACCGUAUCAUUGCUUCAGAUGAUGAAACAGAGGAUGCUGAAGCACCUUUUAUUCAGAAAUUGUUUGGAAUACUGAGAAUAUACUACACAAUGUUAGAAUCUGUGAAAAGAGUUUCACUUGGAGUUUUGGCUGGUGCCUUCUUGAAUAACUGGUCAUCUAAGACUCCAUUAAUUAUCUUGCUGUGCAUUACCUCUUUUCAGCUAUUCUUCCUUGUUCUUAAGAAGCCUUUCAUUAAGAAAAAGGUACAGUUGGUUGAAAUCAUCUCUCUUUCCUGUGAAGUGGCCCUGUUUGCUACUUGUGUUGUUCUAUUGGGGAAGGAAUUUUCAGCUGGGGAUGAGACUAAAAUUGGGAUCUUCAUGCUUAUGUUAUUCCUAUUUGGAUUCUUGUCACAGAUGAUUACAGAAUGGUAUGCUUUGUAUGAACAAACAAAGCAACUAGACGCUGCUGAAAACUCUUCCUUGAGAGGUUUAAAAAUAGCUUCAAUUGGAUUUCUCCUGUAUUUCAUCCCUCAGAAAUUGAUGAAAAGCAAAUUCCCAGUAUUUGGAUGUGGAGGUGAAGACACAGUGGAUACAGGUUUUGCUUCCGAGAGGAACAGGAGUACUUCUGGGAGCAGGAGCUCUAGCACAACGGAGAAACCAUGGCCAAAACAACUAAGGGAAAUGGCAAAGGCUAGCUUUAGUAAAGCUGGAAGCAAAGUUCCAAGUGAUCCUUCAAGCAGCCGAACCAAAUGGAGUGGGUUUUGGGGGACAAAAAGGAGUGGGAGCUCUCCUGUAAGUUCCUCUUCCGAUUUCAAGUCAAAGUCAAAAGGGUUGUACAAAGACUUAGAAGCCAUUUUUGCGUCCAACUGAGGCCUACACAUCCCAAAAAAUGUAUCAAGGCUUGAGUUUAUGCAGAGUGUCUAACCUUAAGCAGCGGAAUGUAUAGCUGAGACAACCACCUCUUGAAACUCAAAAAGCGUGCCAUUUUUCCGAUUCUAGCUUUAUAGGAAUAAUAUCAUGUUCAUGGCUCCUUGUGGCUUGUGCCGAGACACAAAACCCAAUUGUUUAGCUUUGUCAGUACUGGAUAUUGAAGUUCAAGUAAUCUAAUUUCUAUUGAUUGAUAUAACGUUUUGCAAUUGCUUAUGCUCUCCUUUUUUCAAAUAAACAUUCAAUAUGGUAACAAAAGCAAUGUGGUCAGGUGGCGACGCCAUAUGCUUCCACCAGUGGUUCAUAUUAAUGGACCUUGAGACACCUGGACUACUGCAUUGGGCCUUCACUGCUACACGUUUUAAACACCAGGAAACUAAACAUAUAGCUAAGUGAUUGGGUGUUGCAUUCAAGCAAAAAGACCAUAGAGAAAAAGAAAAUAUUCUAAAAAUGGCACUAAAGAAGGUCGAGGAGAUUGUUUUCUCCAAUCCUGUUAUUGUCUUCAGGUACUUCUUGUUUUUGCCUUCAAAAGGAAAAAAUGACUAAAAAACUGGAUGGAAAAUCAAAUUUGACCAUUAUGUUUUUGUGAGAGUUUAAUGCAAAAUUUUCAUUAUUAUUGAUCUUAUUUAAUUUUUGCAGUAAAACAUUCUGUGGUUAUAUGGUUAUACCAAGUGGGGUGAAGCACUUAUUCAAAGAUAAUAUUUCAAAUUUACUCUAUCUUGCCAA